Molecule: messenger RNA, 825 nt
Organism: Periconia digitata
Lineage: Eukaryota; Fungi; Ascomycota; Dothideomycetes; Pleosporales; Periconiaceae
Source: the annotation of a GenBank genome assembly
AACGAAUUCUGCGUGCCAGAGUCGUCUUUCUUUCAAUAUGUUGCUGGGUUGAUAUGUAAGGUAUACAUUGGGCCCAUUUGCGCUCAAGUCCGAAGAGAUCAGUCGCUCCUGGCCACCCUGGGAUUUUCCCGACUGGCAUUAAAUCCGGACGAGACAUGACUACCAAAAAGUUGCUCAAUUUUCGAAGCACAAAGUGGAUGCUUUCUUCUAGUGGCAUAAUCGUACUCGGGUCUAUGGUAAUCACGACUCAGAACUAUCGACCCAGAACCCCGAGGACGAUACGAUUCAAUCAGACCAUUGUGAUUGGACAUAAACUCUACCAACAAUGCUGUGUGACGCGAAGACGAGUCACACAACUUGUCUACACACAAGCUACAUUGUGCACCACUAUUGAAGCUAUUCCGCUGUUCAUGUGACAAGAACAUCGAAAACAUUGUUAUCGGUUGACUUGCCACUGUAUUCAACGUUCCUCCGCAUUGUAAAAUUCACUCGAGUCAUAUUUGAGAGGCUUCAGACGACAAAUGUUAAGUCCCAUACCCACACUAACUUUCAAACAGAGAAAGGCACUACAUAAGCAUACGAAAGCUUUUAAUCACUGUUUAUCUCUGCUUACAGAGCCUCCAGCUAAGCCCAAAUGAGUUCAAAAAUCCCAAAGCACGUGCGCUUCACCCCUGUUGUGAGCGUCAUUGAGGAACCAGAGAUCGCACUUCCUCUCAAUGACUCAAGGCCCGCUGCCCGUCAGCGUGUGCGGUUUUCUCCGCCGCCACCUGAAUCUAUUGGUCACCACACACGCGGACGAUACACUCGCCAGCAACUCUUAGACCG